Molecule: messenger RNA, 3783 nt
Organism: Zingiber officinale
Lineage: Eukaryota; Viridiplantae; Streptophyta; Magnoliopsida; Zingiberales; Zingiberaceae
Product: putative disease resistance protein RGA3
Exons: 4
Coding region: 179-3421 (1080 amino acids)
Biological process (GO): defense response to other organism
Molecular function (GO): ADP binding
Source: RefSeq, a predicted model, not a curated record
GCAUAGAUGCCAAUUAGUCCAAGGAGUGGUUGUGCAUUCUACCUCAUGGGAGACUUGAUGCAUUGCCUAUGGUAUUUUAUGUAUUUUAUACAUCCCUUGAUUGACCAUAAGUCCGCUCCUUCCUAGUCUGCCUAGCGCCUGCCUAAAAUUAAUUUCCAACGAGAAACAGGGAAGAACAAUGGCCGGAGGAGGAGGCGUAUUCCUGUCUUCCAUGUUCACCACGAUGGUAGCCAAGCUACAUGGCUUGGCUUCACCGUCAGCAUCAUCUUCUUCUUCGUCGCCACACAACAAUAUUGAACAAGAGAUGAGUAAGCUGACAGAGACGAUGAGGAGAAUCCAAGCCAAACUUGCUGACUCAGAGUCAGAGGAGGAGAAUCAUGCAAAAAGUCACUCGGAGAAGCUUUGGCUUAGCGAGCUCAAAGAUGUUGCCUAUGAUGCCGAAGACGUAGUAGAAGAGUACGAGUACGAGGUGUUGCGUUCCAAACAAUUGCAUGAGAACAACAGCGGGGCACAUGAGGAUGAACUAGCAAAUAAAGCCGCAGAGAUAAGGAAAAGGUUUGAUGAGAUCACCAAGGAGUGGAAACUCCUAAAGUUGCCUAAGAACACUGGAAAAAGAAAGAGAAACCCCAUGCUCUUAGAUAUGAACCGAGAAACAGGCUCUUUAGUGGUUGAAUCAGAUGUUCUUGGAAGAGAAGAGGAAAAGUAUAUGUUGGUUAAAUGGCUCCUGUCAGAGGAUGAUACAUCAGUGAAUAAAGUUUCUGUAAUUGCUGUAAUUGGGAUGGGGGGACUGGGUAAAACAACACUGGCUCAGCUUGUCUAUAAUGAUCAAAGAGUGAAAAGCUAUUUCGAUUUAACAGGAUGGGUCUGUGUAUCUGAAAAUUUUCAUGUUGUUAGUUUGACAGAGAAGAUUCUAGAAUCAUUUACAAAAGUGGAAGUUCAUAAAGAACUUGAUGGGCUCCAACAUGCACUACAAGAGAAACUGCAGGGAAAAAGGUUUUUGUUGAUAUUAGAUGACGUUUGGAAUGAAGAAUUCACUCUCUGGGAUGAAUUAAGAAAGCCCUUAGUAUCAGCUCAAGUGAGUAAAGUUAUAGUGACCACUAGAAAUCAUCGAGUUGCUGGAAUUAUGGGGACAAGAAGUCCUCUUGACUUGAAGUGCUUAUCAUUUGAUGUAUGCUGGCAAUUGUUCAAGAGAGUCACUUUGGAAGGAGCAUAUAAGAGACUACAACCACAUCUUGAAGAACUUGGUAGGAAGAUAGUAGACAAGUGCAAAGGCUUACCUUUGGCUGUGAAAGUGCUAGGAGGUGCUCUCAGAAACAACGAAGAUAUAGAUUCAUGGGAGAAGAUACUAGAGAAUGAGAUGUGGGAAUUAGAAGAAACAAAUAAUGGAGUUUUACCAGCACUUAAAAUAUCAUAUGAUUGUAUGCCGAUACAACUUAAAAGAUGCUUCCAAUACCUGUCCAUAUUUCCCAAAGACACAAGUUUAGAUUCAGAAGAAAUAGUCCGAUUAUGGAUGUCACAAGGUCUUCUUCCUCUUGAUGGAGAUAUGAGAGCUGAGGACAUAAGCAGAAAUUACAUAAAAAGAUUGGUUGAGAGGUCAAUGUUAAAUUCUGUAGAGAUCAAUGUAGACUCCUCUUUUGUGAUGCAUGAUCUUGUUCACGACCUUGCACAAUAUAUAACUCAAGAUGAAUGCCUCUGUGUGAUGGAUAACAAAUUCGACGCAAAGAAAUUACAAAAAAUUCGACACUUGUCGGUGAGCGUAAAAUAUCCUCAUCUACUAAAACCCCUGGAGACAAUAAAAGAUCUUCAACAACUAAAACUCAUGCGGACACUUUUUAUUACAGGACCUGGGUGGCCAUAUUUUAUGAUAAGACAAUACAAUUUUUUUAAAGUCCUUGACGAUCUUUUUCAAAAAUUGAAAUACAUACGAGCACUCCAUUUAAGCAAGAUCGACAUCACAAAGCUACCAGAUUCAUUGGGCAAUCUCAAACUGCUUCGUUACCUUUCCAUACGGAGUGCUAAAAUAAGGAUGCUUCCAGAGUCCAUAUGCAACCUUUACUACUUGCAAACUCUAGAUCUGAUAGCGACAAAUGUUCAUGAAUUCCCAAGGAAGAUUGGAAAUUUAAUAAGCCUACGUCAUCUUUUGCUUCCUUACCAUUAUAAAGGUGCCUUUUUUCCAUCUGGAAUUGGAAACAUGACCAACUUGCAGACACUCAGACGCUUCAACGUCAGUUGUGAAAAAGAGCAUUGCGACAUAGGAGAAUUGAAUAGUUUGAUGAAACUUGGAGGGCAUAUCUCCAUUUAUAAUGUAGCAUCCGUGAACAUAUUUUCAAACUCAAAACCCCCUCUGAAGACAAAAAUGUAUAUUGAUUCUUUGGAGUUACGUUGGUUUGCUUUUGACUGUUCCAAAAAAGAUGAAAAGAAUGCAGAGUGGCAGCUCCAGUACUUAGAACCGCAUGUCAAUCUCAAGACCCUUCAAAUAUUCUUCUAUCCGGGUGUCAGUUUUGUUGGAUGGGUGGGCUCUUCAUCCUUCAUUAAGUUGACCUCUUUGAGUCUAAAUAGUUGUAACAAUUGCAAUAAACUUCCACCGUUGGGUCAACUUCCUUCUCUGGAAGAGCUUGAGAUAUCUAGGAUGGAUGGCAUUCGACAUGUGGGACGUGAAUUUUGCUCCAUUCUAAUGGCAUCUCCAUCUUCUUCCCAAAACAAAAUUGCAUUUCCCUCUCUAAAAGACUUGAUAUUCAGAGAUAUGACAAAUUGGGAAGAGUGGGAUGGAGUGGAGAUUGGUGAUUUCCCCAGUAUCCAUUCUAUUAAACUUUAUGGAUGUCCUAGGCUGAUCAAGUUUCCCCAGUGGCCCUUUAUGUCUUCCGUGAAAAAAAUGACAUUGGAUAGUGGUGGUGUACCUGAUGUUUCAUGUUUCCCUUCACUGAAACAUUUAGAAAUUAUAGUCAGAACUCAAGAAUAUAGUGAGGUGAUGUCCAAGUGUUACUUUCCAACGCUCCAACACUUGAUAUUAUCAUAUAGCAAAGUGGAAUCUAUUCAUUUAUCACAGAGACGACUACCUUCACUGAAGACUUUAAAGAUUCAUGAUUCUAAAGAAUUGAGGGUCGUUACAGGGUUAAAGAAUCUCACCUCCUUGAAUUCUUUAAUUAUAGAAGAAUGCCCUAAUCUUGAGUUUGAGGAGUUGCCAGCCACCCUCGCACAAGUGCAGCUCUACAGGUGUCGUUUGUUCAAGAAAGGGUUCAAAGAACAAAAGCAUAUGCGCAAUGUCUUGGGAGAGGAAGAGGAGGAGAUAGAAAAUCUUCUGGAUUUUCUACUUUGGAUUGCUGAAGAGGAUGACAACAAUGAUGGUGGAGAGGAUAUGCGCAAUGAGGGAGAGGAAGAGGACAUGGAGAUAGAUCUGGAGUUACGACUUUGGAAUGAUUGAGAGGAUGACAACAACGAUGAUGAUAACUUGGAUGAAUGAUCACAAGGAUGACAGAGCACAAUGGCAGCAACAUAGAAGGAUGAUGAAGAUAGAAGAGAUUAUGGAGUCAAACAGUAUGCAAAUACCGACGAUUGGAUUGAGGAAGUGGAUGACAAGAGGGUUGAUGAUAACAUGGUCAUGGAUGAAUGAUCAUAAGGAUGACAAAGAGCAUAAUGGUAGCAACAUAGAAGGAUGAUUCUUAAUAUUGAGAAGGGAUUCUUAUAUAUCGUCAGGAUCCAUUUUUUUUUCAAUCAUUUUUUUAUUUUAAUUGGAAUAUAUGUUUAGGAUUUACAUAUAAAAAAAUUAUGAUAUAACUUAAUACA